GAUGAGUUUUAAGAUCGAUGUGUGGCUAGUGGUCACAAAUACCGUGUGUUUACAAUGUGGCAGUGUGGCCGGAGGUUUAAGUGAAUUACGCAGAUUAUCCCCUCCCCCCCUUUUUUUUUUAAACCAUCUGAGAUUUCCCUCCCAAGCCAGCACUCCGGCCGAAGGGACUUGACAACCGAACAAAGAAGGGGCUGUUGUUACUGCAGAAUUGACCGACGCGUUCAAUAAAGUCAGAAUACCCCUUUACCGGCAGGUCAUUGAUUCUAGCAAUUCCCGAAAAGAAAGCUUGAAAACCACGAGGGUUUUUAUUUUAGCUGGUUUGAUAACAGCCAGGUUUUUGUCUCUGGCCUUCCGUGAUGUAUGCUCAUCCCACACCAGACAGCCUUAGUCAUCAUGGGUUUUGUGUUCCCAUCUGAUAAACUCUGUCCAUGAAUUAACCGGGCAAUUAAAAAAUAUUAUGCUAAAGUAAAAUCUCACACUUAUGUUCUAUACUUUCUGUAAAUUGUUCUUAAAUAUUUGUUAAACUUGGCUUAGUGAAAGAAAAUGUGCUGUGAGCAUCACUCCGGGUCAGGGAGGAGCCCAGCACUCGCUGCCAUACAGAGAUUUGCUACAUGACCCAAACUGAAACCAGAAACAGCAACUAUGUCAUCUGAAAUGCUGCCAGCAUCUGUUGAGCCUCCUGAAGUGGAAGGAAAGACAGGCAUGAGUGAAUCUGAAGCAGAGACACAGAAGCCAAGAAUCGACGCAGGGACAGAGACACUAUCUAAACGACAGAUGAAGAAGCUGAUGAAACAGAAACAAUGGGAAGAACAGCGAGAACAGCGCAAGGAAAAACGAAAAGAAAAACGCAAGAGAAAGAAAUUAGAACGGCAAUGUCAACUGGAGUCCAACUCAGAUGGAAAUGACAGAAAACGCAUUCGAAGACAUGUCAUUCAUAGCAACCUCCGCCUUAUCAUUGAUUGUAGCUUUGAUGACUUGAUGGUAUUAAAGGAUAUUAAGAAGCUUCAUAAACAGAUUCAACGAUGUUAUGCAGAAAAUCGGCGGGCAUCACAUCCCGUGCAGUUUUACUUGACAAGCCAUGGAGGUCAACUGAAAAAGAACAUGAAUGAAAAUGACAAAGGAUGGGUCAACUGGAAGGAUAUCCACAUCAAGUCAGAGCACUAUAGUGAAGUCAUCAAAAAAGAGGACCUGGUUUACCUGACAUCAGACUCACCUAAUGUACUGAAGGACUUAGAUGAGUCCAAGGCUUAUGUGAUUGGAGGGUUAGUGGACCACAACCAUCACAAGGGACUGACUUUUAAACAGGCAUCCAGUUAUGGAAUUGAGCACGCACAGCUCCCUCUUGCCGAUUUUGUGAAGAUGAACAGUCGAAAAGUCCUGGCAGUUAACCAUGUGUUUGAAAUUAUCCUGGAGUUCUUGGAGACAAGAGACUGGCAGGAAGCAUUUUUUACAAUCUUACCGCCACGGAAAGGAGCUGUUCCUGCACACAAGGCCUAUGAAAGCUCCCCUUGGGACCAGCAGUCUCUCCAAGGAGGAUGGGACAGUGGCAGCGAGGGAGAACCUUGCGAAAAUGACCCAGACUCGCCACAGAAAGAGCAAGACCAGCAAAGCAGCCUGGCAUCUGCAGUGAGCCCUGCCCCACAGUAACCUUCCCCUGCUCUCCUCUCGCUGAAGAGAAGCCAGACAGUGAGGCGCUUCACAGAGGCCUAGGACUGCAGGAACAUCGAUCUUCUCUUGUCUCUCUUGUGGAAGUUUAAAUCUUUUUCGAGAGUUAAAUGAUAAUGAAAAACCCUUUAAGCACUAAGAAAGGAUUGUUUGGUUUAAGACUUAAAGGUAUGAUUUCAAAAUUGUUUUAAGCCUCAAAUCAGAGUCACGGUGGAUGUUGCCACACUGGUAUGCCUUCAUUCUUCAUUCACUGGACUAUAUACUUCAGGGCGUGCCUUCUGACCUCUGAGCUUUGAUCUUUUAUGUUCCUAUUUGUGUCUUUUUGGUCUGAUGCCUGUUUGUUGGAGUAGCUUCCCAAGCUACCCUUCUGUGUUCAGUGCUUUUGUGUUCAGUGAAAUUCUUUCUAAGAAAUACACUAAUUCUAGGAGGAAUACGAGGUGUUUGCUGGCCUCGGCAAUUCUUUCCCUUUGGACAAUGGAGCCCAUUCCUGUGCCUCCUUUGUGAUGCCUUUUCAUGUUUCUGAAAUAGUUGAAAAAAUAAUUGUAAAUCCCUUAAUGACAAUAAUUUAUUCACUUAUAAAAUUAAUUUUUUGCUGGCUAGAUUAUUUUAUAUGGUUAUUUUUGAAGGAUCAAUUUGUCUUUACCUCAGUUUAAAACAACAAUAUAAGCUACCCUUUCUAGAUAUUUUCCAUACAUAGAACAUAUUUGCAUAUAUGGGAUUAUUCGUCUGCAUCCUCCUGUAAUCUGCCUAAUGUCAAUUUAUUUCUGUAAAUAACAUGCAUGUAGGAAAAUGUGCAUGUAAUGUUUACAUCUGUCUGAUUUCACAUGUAGCUGUCACGUUUUGAUCCUUUAUGACAGGACUGAUAUGUAUUGUUUGUGGAAUGGUUGUGUUGAAUGUGCUAAUUUGAAUUUAUUAAAUGCCCAAAUCCAAAAUUAAAUAAUUUGGAAAUUUACGAAGGAAGACGGAGCAGAGGGGAACUGUUACACAACUUCCAUGUUCUGCAUAGUAGUUGCAGAGAAGUGUGUUUAGAGAAAAUGCUCCUGGCCACAGUGCAGGUGUCCAGGAGCUCUCAGAGAACCGUGACAUAAGCGCUUGUGCUCUUCUCUCUACUAUAUAAUGUAUGUGCUGUCUUAACAUCACAGACGGAAGCUCAAUAGGCUUAGUACUGAUGUUCCCUGUCUGUUUUUGCUUUAUUCGUAGUUACCUUUGUAGCUAGUUCUUUGAAAGCUUAUAAAAAAAAAAGUAUGUAAACAGUUAUACUACAGUUCUAGAAAAAUAAAGUUCAUGUUGUUACUGUACUUUCCUAAGGUUCAGAUUUUCUGAGCUGUCCCCACAUGCUGUUUGUUUUAUACUGGUCUCCAGCUGAUGGCACUGUUGUGGAGGUUGUUCCCCUUUGGGAGGGGAAGCUGUGCUGGAGGAGGCAUGUCACUCGGGGUGGGCUUUGCAGGUUUACAGCCAGUUCUGUUUCUUUUGUGAAAUGUGAGCACUGCUUCCUCA
Psammomys obesus (fat sand rat) is the source of this 3162-nucleotide messenger RNA. It is a transcript of the gene Trmt10a, whose product is annotated as tRNA methyltransferase 10A. Gene Ontology annotation, biological process: tRNA N1-guanine methylation. The coding region runs from base 643 to 1647 and encodes 334 amino acids. Lineage: Eukaryota; Metazoa; Chordata; Mammalia; Rodentia; Muridae. The transcript is spliced from 8 exons. Gene Ontology annotation, molecular function: tRNA binding. Gene Ontology annotation, cellular component: nucleus; cytosol; nucleoplasm. The record is from RefSeq and is a predicted model, not a curated record.